AUGCGCACAGUCCGCCUAAACUGGUCGACGGGCGUUCUUUUGUACGUGCGCAUGCGCCUCUCUGCUGUUGACCAAGUGAUCCUCUUGGCUGGCACUCCCUUGGAUGAUGAUGCUGUCAUAAACCAAUGUGGUAUUAGUGAGCACUGCACUCUUGAAGUAGUUGCUCGAUUGUUGGGUGGUAAGGUCCAUGGAUCCCUUGCUCGAGCUGGAAAAGUAAAAGGUCAAACUCCUAAGGUUGCAAAACAAGAGAAGAGGAAAAAGAAGACUGGCCGAGCAAAGAGGCGCAUGCAGUACAAUCGCCGUUUUGUAAAUGUUGUGCCAUGCUUUGGAAAGAGGAAGGGACCAAAUUCAAACUCCUAAUAUGUUUUUCAUCAGAAACUCUUUGAUUCACUGAAUUGACAUCUAUGCCUCAUGCUUAUGGACUGGCUAACUUGGCUGGAACUAUGCCAAAUGAAGUAAUGGCUUCUAUGGUAUUCAGAUCCUUAAGUGAUUUUUUUUUUUUUUCUAAAACUUUCCAGCAACUUUUAACAAAUGUCUUGGUCUGUUCUGAAGUAUAACUGUAUAUUUGAUUCACUAAAAUAUACAAGAAUUCCACUGAAAA
Rhincodon typus (whale shark) is the source of this 601-nucleotide messenger RNA. Its product is annotated as FAU ubiquitin-like and ribosomal protein S30. Gene Ontology annotation, molecular function: protein binding; structural constituent of ribosome. Lineage: Eukaryota; Metazoa; Chordata; Chondrichthyes; Orectolobiformes; Rhincodontidae. Gene Ontology annotation, biological process: translation. The transcript is spliced from 4 exons. Bases 1 to 360 code for a protein of 119 amino acids. Gene Ontology annotation, cellular component: ribosome; cytosolic small ribosomal subunit. The record is from RefSeq and is a predicted model, not a curated record.